Procambarus clarkii (red swamp crayfish) is the source of this 1083-nucleotide messenger RNA. RefSeq names its product mucin-22-like. The record is from RefSeq and is a predicted model, not a curated record. Lineage: Eukaryota; Metazoa; Arthropoda; Malacostraca; Decapoda; Cambaridae.
AUGAUCGGACACCCUCGCCAUGAUUGUCUCACACGAGUGACGAUCACCAGCGCCAGGUUGGCACGUGUGAUCGUUGGUGGGCGGCAGUUAACACCCACCACCGACGGUGGGCGGCAGUUAACACCCACCACCGACGGUGGGUGGCAGUUAACACCCAGCACCGACGGUGGGCGGCAGUUAACACCCACCACCGACGGUGGGUGGCAGUUAACACCCACCACCGACGGUGGGCGGCAGUUAACACCCACCACCGACGGUGGGCGGCAGUUAACACCCACCACCGACGGUGGGCGGCAGUUAACACCCACCACCGACGGUGGGCGGCAGUUAACACCCACCACCGACGGUGGGCGGCAGUUAACACCCACCACCGACGGUGGGCGGCAGUUAACACCCACCACCGACGGUGGGCGGCAGUUAACACCCACCACCGACGGUGGGCGGCAGUUAACACCCACCACCGACGGUGGGUGGCAGUUAACACCCACCACCGACGGUGGGCGGCAGUUAACACCCACCACCGACGGUGGGCGGCAGUUAACACCCACCACCGACGGUGGGCGGCAGUUAACACCCACCACCGACGGUGGGCGGCAGUUAACACCCACCACCGACGGUGGGCGGCAGUUAACACCCACCACCGACGGUGGGCGGCAGUUAACACCCACCACCGACGGUGGGCGGCAGUUAACACCCACCACCGACGGUGGGUGGCAGUUAACACCCACCACCGACGGUGGGCGGCAGUUAACACCCACCACCGACGGUGGGUGGCAGUUAACACCCACCACCGACGGUGGGCGGCAGUUAACACCCACCACCGACGGUGGGCGGCAGUUAACACCCACCACCGACGGUGGGCGGCAGUUAACACCCACCACCGACGGUGGGCGGCAGUUAACACCCACCACCGACGGUGGGCGGCAGUUAACCCCCACCACCGACGGUGGGCGGCAGUUAACACCCACCACCGACGGUGGGCGGCAGUUAACACCCACCACCGACGGUGGGCGGCAGUUAAUACCCCACCAACGACGGUGGGCGGCAGUUAAUACCCCACCAACGACGGUGGGCGGCAGUUAA